Kluyveromyces marxianus DMKU3-1042 is the source of this 822-nucleotide messenger RNA. It is a transcript of the gene LNP1, whose product is annotated as Lnp1p. The record is from RefSeq and is a predicted model, not a curated record. Bases 1 to 822 code for a protein of 273 amino acids. NCBI's taxonomy places the organism in Eukaryota, Fungi, Ascomycota, Saccharomycetes, Saccharomycetales, Saccharomycetaceae. The transcript has a single exon.
AUGCUACGUGCAGUACGAAAGAUAAUUGGAGGUGAUAAUGAUGUCAAAAGUGUUGUACAAAAGUACAAUAAAGACUUAUCUUCCAUAACUAAUAAGAUACAUGACUACGAAGCAAGUCUGAAAGGUGUAGAUACCAAAAGAAAGAGAGUAAGCAGUGCAGUUACCUAUUAUUACCUUACCGUACUAACAGUUGUAGUUGCAUAUGUUUACGUGAAGUCUUCUACGGCUGCGGCUGUCCUCAGUGUCAUCAUUGGGUUACUUGUGUUGAUAGGCAUCAGGCUAGUUAUAAAGAGGGUAUAUCAGAUGCUGAGCAAUAAAUAUGAAUCGAGAAUUGCGGCUUUAAGAUCGUUGCAUCAGGAGAAGAUGGAAGAGUUGAAGCAGAAGACGAACUUUUAUUACACAAAUUCGCUGAUCCAGCGUUUUUCUAGCGGCGAAAGUGGAUCUGAUGACUUGAUGUUGUUAAUUGAUGAUGAAGUGAAAAGCAAACAAGAGCAAUUAGAGAAGCUUAAGGCAGAGUUGGAUCGACUACGCGAGGAUGAGCAAUUAAAGAGCCAGAGUGAGGACGUUGAAGCCCGUGAAAAGUGGUUUGAUAAAGCUUUGGGACUACUUGCUGGUGGAGAUGACGUAAAGAAUCUACAAUCGUCCAUUUCGCUUAUCGUUUGUCCACAGUGCAAGGAAUCGCGUGGAUGCUACUCGGCGGUCGGUGUGCCUUUCACGUAUAUUUGUACCAACUGUGGGUACAAACAGGAUAAUUCGACCAACAACAGCAAGGAACCGCAAGAAACCGAUUCAUUGACCACAACAGAGACAAGCACCAAUUGA